This is a messenger RNA of Thalassophryne amazonica, 1340 nucleotides long. RefSeq names its product CCN family member 3-like. The record is from RefSeq and is a predicted model, not a curated record. Gene Ontology annotation, biological process: cell adhesion; signal transduction. Bases 59 to 1114 code for a protein of 351 amino acids. Gene Ontology annotation, molecular function: integrin binding; heparin binding. The transcript has 5 exons. NCBI's taxonomy places the organism in Eukaryota, Metazoa, Chordata, Actinopteri, Batrachoidiformes, Batrachoididae. Gene Ontology annotation, cellular component: extracellular region; extracellular matrix.
CCCAAAUCAGCUCCAUGUAACCUGAAGGAAAGACGAGCAAACACCGUUUCUACCGAACAUGAAGACGAUCGGCAUGUCACAAAGAGCCGUUUUUCUCCUCUGCUUUUUGACACAGGUAUUUACACUUGCCACAUCCCACGUGUGUCCUCAGAGGUGCCAGUGCCCUGAGGAACCUCCCAUGUGUCUCCCCGGUGUGCCGCUGAUCCUGGAUGACUGCGCCUGCUGCCUGGUGUGUGCCCGUCAGAAAGGACAGAUGUGCUCUCACGCCAACCCCUGUGACUCCCGGAAAGGCCUGCAGUGUGAUAACACAGCUGACGUCCACAAGAGGGCGGGGAUCUGUGUCGCUCAGGUGGGACAGGUCUGCGUUUUGGAAGGUUCUGUCUAUCAGAAUGGCCAAACCUUCUUCCCCAGCUGUAAAUAUCAGUGUGUAUGCAGAAAUGGGCAGAUCGCUUGCGUGCCGCGCUGCAACUUGGACGUGAUGUUGCCGGGACCGGACUGCCCCAUCCCACGAAGGAUCCAAGUACCUGGAGAAUGCUGUGAAAAGUGGGUGUGUGGGCCUCAGGGUGGGACCCGCACACUGGGUGGCUACGCCAUGGCAGCGUAUCGACAAGAGGACGCUGUGAGCUUUGACGGCUGGGACCCCAGCCUGAACUGUAUUGAGCAGACCACAGAGUGGAGCGCCUGCUCUCAGACCUGCGGCAUGGGUUUGUCCACCAGAGUGACCAAUAAGAACCGCCAGUGUGAAAUGGUGAAGCAAAGCCGGCUGUGCAUGAUCAGACCGUGUGACGACCAGCAGCACCACGUGCAGCCAACACUAAACAGAGGCAUGAAGUGCCAGAAGAUGGUGAGGAGCGAGAGCGCCACCCAUCUGUCCUAUAAGAACUGCACCAGCCUGCUGGCCUACAAGCCUCGUUACUGCGGCUCCUGCACAGACGGCCGCUGUUGUACUCCCCACAGGACCAAGACCGCCCUGGUGGACUUCCAGUGUACCAGUGGCAAAAGUGGCAAGAGGCCCAUCAUGGUGAUCCUGACCUGUGCUUGUCACCACAACUGCCCGCGAGACAACGCUGCAUGGCAACGCUCAGAGCCGGGAUUCAGCAGCAUCAUGAUAUAGUUCCCAUAUACUGUAGGUUGUGUCUUACAUUAUUAUGUCAAAGGAGAGUAAAUUAAAGCUACAGUGUGCAGGAUUUAGGGGCGUUUAUUAGCAUAAAUGUAAUGUAGCAUUUAUUCCACCACCAUGUUGAUACAGUAAGGGACAUGAUUACUCCACCGUUUGCAUUCUGCAGUGCAGCCAUAAGACUGAGGAAAAAUGAAGUCUACUGUCUACUAGUGUAAGCUAC